Messenger RNA from Haemonchus placei, 207 nucleotides. The record is from the annotation of a GenBank genome assembly. NCBI's taxonomy places the organism in Eukaryota, Metazoa, Nematoda, Chromadorea, Rhabditida, Trichostrongylidae.
AUGAUCCAGAAACCAGUACGACCUGCACCGCAAUCAGUUGCACAUGCCAUUUUCCUUGAUCAAAGUCAUGAUAACCCAUGUCCUAUUGAGUCUCGAUCGGUGUACGAUUUGUUGCCUACUGCAGCUAUGGUCUCAAUGGCAUCAUGUGCUUCCGGUUCGGUUCGGGGCUACGAUGAACUUGUCAGACAUCAGGUCAGUAGCUAUUGA